This is a messenger RNA of Carcharodon carcharias (great white shark), 539 nucleotides long. Its product is annotated as metallothionein-like. The transcript is spliced from 3 exons. Gene Ontology annotation, molecular function: metal ion binding. The record is from RefSeq and is a predicted model, not a curated record. Lineage: Eukaryota; Metazoa; Chordata; Chondrichthyes; Lamniformes; Lamnidae. Bases 38 to 358 code for a protein of 106 amino acids.
CUCCCUCCUUACAGCACUGUGGGUGUUCCUACACCACAUGGACUGCAAAUGUUCAAGAAGGCAGCUCAGCAUCACCUUCUCAAGGGCAAUUAGAGAUGGGCAACAAAUGUUGGCAUUGUCAAUGGUGCCCACAUGUCUUGGACGAAUAAGAAAGAAAAUAUCUUGGGGUGUUCUCCAAGAUGAUGGAUCUUGCUCCUGUGAAAACACUUGCAGGUGCUCCGACUGCCGAUGUCCCAGCAGCAAAGCUGGACGCCGCCGGAAAAGUUGCUGCUCUUGUUGUCCUGCAGGAUGCACGAACUGCGCCAAUGGCUGUGUGUGUAAAGGGAAUCCCUCUGACAAAUGUAGCUACUGUUCUUGAACAACAGGCCCUUCAGGCACAAUAGAUGAAAUACUGUCCGUAUGUACUGUAUUCCACAAGCUGCAUGUCCUCAGUUUCUCUUUCGUAAUGAGUUGUGUGCACUUAUAUGAACUAAUGAAAGUUAAUGAAUUUUCUGUGAAAUGAUCAUUUUUCUAUGUGUAAAUAAAGAAAAGUGUUCCAA